GUCUUGAGUUUUGUACUUGAAUAUUUCUAAAUUCUAACCAUUGAAUACUUGCUAGGCACCUGGUUGUGCCAUAGAAGAAUUGAUUUGGAUGCUUGAACCAAGACUUCUUCGUUAGGAAUAAGAUGAACAAUCAUUGUCUACCGAACUAGGAUCUAGGUGGUUGAGAGCUCCUCUGCAUAUUAGACGCCAUGUGGUGCCACAGAAGAAUUGAGUUCUUGGAUAGGAAUAGGAUGAACAAUCAUUGCCUUCCAAAACCUAGAUCCUCACCGCACCAAUGCAAUGCGACCAAGGAUUUUUAUACAAAUAGGAUGGGUUUCUUUGACUCAGAGGAUGAUUAUUCUUACUGUUACAACAGCGAUGGCGAUGAUUUUGGCUUCCUUGAAGAUGAAGACAGCUACUAUGAAGGUGACAGUGAUCCUCAAGAUGAUGAUGAUGAUGAUGAUGAUGAUGGUGAUGAUGAUGAUAAGGAAGAAAAUAAUGACAAUGAAGAUGAUGAUGACAGUGAAGAGGAGGAAGAAGAAGAUAAGGACGACAAUGUCGCCGGAAAGGACAGCCGUUCGGUGAGUUAUGAGUCUGGACGCAUUAAAAUUUCUGAGAAUAUUAUUGAUGGUGAGAGUAAACAUUCUGUGAGCUACGAGUUUGAACGUCUUCGUGUGUCUGAGAAUACAAAUACUAGUAGUAAUAGCAUCGAUCGACCUUGUGUUUGAAGUCCAUCUGGUUGUGAUGGCAAUGGUACACUGGUACUUGUUUAUUUUUCUUCUUUUUUUGUGAUAUCUACCUAUGUAAGUGAAAUUGCAAGUUUUCUUUCACUUGUUAUGUGAAUAGGUAAAUUAUGUUAGAAAAGACACACGGGCAGAGUAAAAGACUAGUCUGAAUAUAUUGUAUUUGAAGUCCAUCCGGUGGAGAUGACAAUGGUACGCUGGUACUUGUUUAUUUUUCUAAUUUUUUUGUGAUAUCUACCUAUGUAAGUGAAAUUGCAAGUUUUCUUUCACUUGUUAUGUAAAUAGGUGAAUUAUGUUAGAAAAUAUACAUUGGCAGAGUAUUAAGACUUGUCUGGA
Messenger RNA from Macadamia integrifolia, 1058 nucleotides. RefSeq names its product trigger factor-like. The record is from RefSeq and is a predicted model, not a curated record. Lineage: Eukaryota; Viridiplantae; Streptophyta; Magnoliopsida; Proteales; Proteaceae. The coding region runs from base 189 to 707 and encodes 172 amino acids. The transcript is spliced from 2 exons.